GUAGGGAGUGGCGCGGAGGUUUGAAUUGCUUCGGACGGUUGAAAAAAACCUGCAACAGUGGAGUGAGGUAAAGUGGGGCUGUUACCAUGGCAGCGUGGGCAGCCAUCUGAGGAAGCAGAUACCCGGGGGACAGGCGUGUUACCGGGGGCCGGCAAGUGGCUCUUUGAUGUUCUUCAACUGCUGGGGGUAUAUCUGGCUUUGGGGGCUUGAUUUAUAUUCUUGCCUCCUUGGGGGAAAGAUUUGGAACCAGACUGGCAGAUGAGUGUGUACUUAAUUCGCCCUUCCCAGCUGGGAGACUGAAGGGAUGCAUCAAAGACGGACAGCCAAGAAUCCAAAGCAGGCUUUGCAGGUUCGCCGUAGUAGCCUCUCUGCAUGGCAAAUAGAAGAGAGAACAGCUGGCCCAAAGACUGUGGACUUGAAAAGUGCCCAGAAACAUGAGAAAGGGAAGCAGCAAUCUGCCAGUGUCCAGGCAGGCAACAGCACACAAGACUAUCUGGAGCAAGCUCUGACCUAUUUUGAGAGAGUUAAAGACUACAUUCCACUGAAAAAGAAUGAGGUUCUGCAGAAACACUUGACUACUGUGGAAAGCAUUGCCCUGCAGAGAGGAUUAUCCCCAGAAGGACUUGAUGUGUUGCUGAAUGUGGCACUCAGUGGCCACCUUGCUGAUACAGUAAAUACUCGGAUCUUGAAGUGCCUGAUUCCAGCCUCAGUAAUAGCAGAAAGUUCAGUGGUUUCAGCAGUAUCCCGGCUCUGUGUUGGCAAAUGUUCUGGCAGCACCCAGCUGCUCUUCUUAAGAUGGCUGAUUGCAAUGUUUGACUUCAUUGAUCACAAAGAAAAGCUUCAUGCACUCUACGGCUUCUUCUUCUGCUCCCUGCAAGAUGAGAAGCUGUGCCCCUAUGUUUGUCAUCUGCUGUAUCUGCUGACCAGAAGAGAGAGCGUUAAGCCUUUUCGCGUGAGGAGACUGGUAGAUCUACAGGCAAAGAUGGGAAUGCAGCCUCAUCUGCAGGCUCUGCUAUCACUGUACAAACUUUUCUGCCCUGAGCUGGUGUCUAUAACUCUGCCUGCAAAGAUGAAGACCUACUUCAAGAACUCAGAAAGCCUGUGGAAGGCAGCAAUCAACACCAUAAGGCGAAGAAAUCAGGGAACGUCUCCAGCAUCCCAGCAACUGAUUCUGGGCACAGGUCACCCUCAGUCCCGGAAGAGAAAAUGGAAUACUCAGUUGAUUUUGCCUGCGUGCAGCACUGACACAAACAACUCAACUAGGAGCAAGGAGAUCAACCAUGCUGACAUCCUCAGUCACAGUGAAUCUUUCCCAGUGGAGCAGCUACACACCUUCUCCCAGCUCUUACAGAACAUCCACCGCCUAGAGUUUCCUUCCCAGAUGGGCUCAGUGCUAAGGAAUUCCUUGCUGCUUCACUACAUUAAUUGUGUCAAAGAUGAAUCUAUCUACUUAAGGCUCUACUAUUGGAUGGGCCAGACUCUUCAAGAAGAAUGCACUUGGUAUAAGCUUGAUAACCAGCAGUAUGAAGAAGAGUUCAAGGACUUCCUGGAUAUCGUCUACAAGACCGAGUGUUUCUUGCAGGAGGGGUUCUCUUCCUGUGAAGAAUUCUUGUAUAAGAGCCUUCCCCUCUGGGAUGGUUUCUGCUGUCGAUCGCAAAUCCUCAGGCUGGUGAGCUGGAUCCCCCUCAGCAGCUUCUCGGAAAUGAAACCACAUCUUUGUGAACCUCUGGCACAGCUUUUUUUUACAUCAUCCCUUUAUUUUAAGUGUAGUGUUCUUGAAAGUCUGAAGGAGCUGUUGCAGAACUGGCUGAAUUGGCAUGUAAUGCAGUUGGAUAUGGAGUCUGAUCCUAAAAUCAGUCCUUUGAACACCACUCUUUCUGGACUGGUGAACUCUGUGGCUGAGCUGAUCCACUUUGUAGGGUCGAUCGCCACUGUAGCACUGCGCUUGGAGAACAAUGCUACUUUCUUGCUGUACUUUAUUCUGGAUUUCUAUGAAACAGUGUGCGAUGUGUAUCUUAAGUAUAACCUACCCUUGUUGGUGAUGCCUCCUCCUGGAGUUUUUUACCCAGCACUGCUCAGCAUGGAUGCUGUCAGUCUGAACCAGCUCUGCUACAUUAUGUACAGGUAUCGAACCAACUUGGUAGCUGCGAAAGAAAAUGAGCUGAUUAAAAAGACAAUACUGCAAUUCAAGUUCAGUAGCCAGACUUACCAAGAGUACAACCAGUACAUAAUGGCCAUGGUGGGCUGUCUGUGGACAUCCAGUGCAUUCCAGAAGGAUAUCCACCCUCAGGGCAUUCGCCUAGAUCCGGAAGUACUGAAGAAAACCAGAGUGCAGGAGGUCAGGAACAGCUUCAACAUUGUCCACCACCCAGCCCUGAUGGGCUAUGCAAUCCUCUUCCUGCAGCAGGCUUGGCCAGAAGAUAAAACCCUGAACUUCAACUUAAUUAAGGGGAGGAGGUGGAACUGGUAUCUGGAAUAUCUCUAUAUGCAGGGGUUACAAGGCCUGAAACUCUUCAUCGAAAGCAGCAUCAAUCGUGUUUCUCAGGUCUCCCAAACCAAGUCAGGGAAUGCUCAGGUGUAACAGACUGGUUCAUAUGGAUUCUUCUGGUUGUCCAGACCAGGAAAGCAGAGUAUAGCAGGCCCCGCCUCUGACACCUCUGUCUAGGGGAAGAAGUAGACGGAGCCAUUAGCCGUGUUACAUUUUGAUACUGACGUCACCUUAGGAAAACAAGGAGAGAGAGAAUGGUUGAACUGACCUUAUUCAACAGUGCACUGAACCUGGAUGUCCCUGCCAAACUUCUGUGGUGUGAUGCUGCUGAGUUUGUAACCUGUGCAAUUCACUAUCAACUUCCUCAUACUGGAAUGCCUACUUCAACUAAGCCACAAACACUUCUGCCUUUCUUAUUUCAGUGCUCCUUCACUCAGAAGUGAUUCCUGACUUCCCGCUGCAGUGUGCAUGCACAUACACCUUUCUAGGGUAUUGUAUAUAUUGACUCGGGGACUUUAAGGAACCUGCUGGGUCCUCUGUGGUGGAAUCUAUUUAUACUGGUUUUGAGGGUCUGUGACAGGCUGGCCUAACUGACACCUUAGAUUUUGCUUUCAGUAUGAAACCUCCUGAGGAUGCUUUCCUUUGUACCAUGUCUGUAGGACAUUCUCGCACUGCAGCUGGAAGAUUUAGUGCUGAAGUUCACGUUUUAUGGAUGCUUUGAGCACCCUAGGGGCAUUGCUAACAGCUCACUAUUUUCUUGUGACAAGUCUAAAUGCAGUUUUCCCUUUUGUGCUUGUAGCAAUGUACAUAACUGUAUAUUAUAUAUGUUUAUAUUAUGUAAAAUACUGCCAUAGUGCCACUGCAGAGGAACUCUCUUGUGAAAUGUUUCUUCCUUCCUGCCCUUUUUAAAACUCAGAUCCAGUUAAAAGAAACCAAACUCCAUUUCCUCAGCUCGAUAUUUUAGGUGAACUUCAUAUUGAUGGUCUAAAGCUGGGUUGGGACUCUUCAACUUCCAUGCUCAUAGGACGAGAGAGAGAACAUUGAUCAUGAUUCCAAGUAGUUUGUAUUUUCUUUCUGCCUCCGAAAAGGAGACACUUCAGGAAAUGUUGACGUAUUUUUCCUUUUUUAACAAUGGUUACCAACAGAUGGUGGUGUCUUGCCUGUGAAAAAUCCUGCUUGUUCCUUUCUCUCCAAUACCAUAUUAGUCUUGGGGUCACAUUGUUGAAGGCUAAUGAUCUUGUUAAUAAACGCUUAUGU
Mauremys mutica (yellowpond turtle) is the source of this 3745-nucleotide messenger RNA. It is a transcript of the gene CENPI, whose product is annotated as centromere protein I. NCBI's taxonomy places the organism in Eukaryota, Metazoa, Chordata, Testudines, Geoemydidae. The record is from RefSeq and is a predicted model, not a curated record. The coding region runs from base 305 to 2581 and encodes 758 amino acids. The transcript is spliced from 21 exons. Gene Ontology annotation, cellular component: kinetochore.